Molecule: messenger RNA, 1522 nt
Organism: Python bivittatus (Burmese python)
Lineage: Eukaryota; Metazoa; Chordata; Lepidosauria; Squamata; Pythonidae
Source: RefSeq, a predicted model, not a curated record
CACAAUCUUUCAUCUCCAGCCUCACAAUCCCUCAAUGAUGAAAGAGUUAAUUAUGCUGUCAUCAAACAUAACUGUAGCCAAUGAAAUGAAGAACCUCCAAGGAGAAGGUACCAUGGGAAGUGAGGAACCCAGCAAAAGCUUGCUUACAGCCUCUGAGAGUGAAGUUGAUUCAGCAGCAUCACUUGCCUUAGAGAUGAAAUAUGCAUUGGAUCCCAAUCGGCAGAUCAAGAAAAGAAACAAAGCCCUGCAGGUGAGAUUCAAAGACAUCUGCGAGGCCCAGAAUGAGCAAAGGGACAAACAACUCUCUCUGUUACAGCAGACUGACAAAAAGGAAGCAAAAUCCAUCUCUUACAGAGCAGCUUACCGGAAAUACAUGACAGUGCCUGCCCGAAGAUCAAUCCCUAAUGUUACUAAAAGUACAGGAGUUCAGACUUCACCUGAACUUAAAAAGUGUUACCAGACGUUCCCUUUGGAUCGGAAAAAGGGAAGCAUAAUCAAAAGCAUAGCCUCCGUUGAUACUUUUCCAAGUCAAAACAAUGGAUUCCUAAUCGAUGUCAAAGAGAAAGACAGCAAAAUCUCAGGAGAGGCUGUUCAGUGUAGCAAGAAAAUCACUGGAUUUGUGACAGCUGAAUUUAUUUCACAUACUAAUGAACGCAUGAACGCAAUAGAGCCGCCUUCUAGGGACAACUGUUUGGAGACAUGUAUAAGCACUGAUUUGCACAGCUGUAGUAAAGAACCUCCUUCUCUUCAGAACUCGGCAGCUUCAGUUUUAGAAGAGCCUGAUUACCAGCUGCAUGACAAAGCAAAACACCACACUGGGCCACUGAGGAAUGAGGAAGCUAAUCCAGCCAGCCAAGGAAAAGUGUUCAAGACAGAAGUAGCUUCUGUCUACUUGCCUGCAUCUGGUUCACUCACUUCACAGGCUGACCAGCAGCAUUCUGCAGCAGCAGCAGCAGCAGCAGCAGCAGGGAAUGACUGGUCCCUGUGUCCAGCCGAGGAGGAGGAGGACAGAAAAAGAACUCUGCAUCUUAAUGGUCUGCAGUCACAAGCUGUAAGUACAGCUCAGGCCUGUUCAACACAGGCACAAUGCCAGUCUACCAAAUGUAAUGAGCAGACCCUUCAGGUAAAUGUUUCACACAUGGAAGGAAAACAGCCUUGUCAGACAGCAGUUGCUGUGAGCGAAGGAUGUCAACAAAUUGUGCCUCACACAGAAGUGGUAGAUUUGAAAGCACAGCUACAGAUGAUGGAGAACUUGAUCAGCUCAAGUCAGGAAACCAUAAAGGUCUUGUUGGGUGUUAUUCAGGAGUUGGAAAAAGGAGAAGCUCAUAGAGAAGGAUAUUGUUCCAAGGGGAAAAACUUUAUGUCGAAAUUGGACCUUGACUAUGUAAUGAAAGCUUCUUCUCAUUUGUUGAGACUUGACCCAUUAAAGAAACAUCCUAUUGGAACAUUACUUACUUUCACAAGAAGAUGGCUAACUACUGCAAUCAAGUGUAUAUUUGCUCCCCCAUUUUCCCCUGAAUAA